Molecule: messenger RNA, 1029 nt
Organism: Bombyx mandarina (wild silkworm)
Lineage: Eukaryota; Metazoa; Arthropoda; Insecta; Lepidoptera; Bombycidae
Source: RefSeq, a predicted model, not a curated record
AUGUCUCAAUUUAGAGUUCGUAAAGUUCCUUCAGUUGCAAAUGGUGAUUGUGGACGAAACAGGCCUUUCACUGCUAAAGCAUCAGGGGAUGCAGUCGCAUGCGACCUCAGACGGAAAGAAACUUACGAUGAUAAUUUUAAACACCAUGAUAAAAGGAGCAGGAGCAAGAAUAAAAUUCCCAAAAACGUUCGAAACGAUUUGGAGAGUGCUUUAGUUGGCCUAUGUGACGUUUGGUUCGAAGAUAUAAAACCUCAUUUGAUCCGAAAUAAUAUCAAGGUUCACUUCCAUGGCGCGCCACCGGAAAGCGGAGACCACGAUGGUCUGGCGGCUCACUUGACUGACUGCUCACAUGUCGAUCCAGGUGCUGCAUCAGAUCGUCAUCGGCGGCGCAAUGUGAAUUGUGCCGCUUGCUGUUCGAGGCAGCCAACAGUAUCGAAAGCGCGGUGUCGCAGGCUGUCAACGCCAUCAGCUCAGCCAGUACCUCCGCCACAGAUGCUGCCGUCCCUACAGCUGACAACGCCGAGACAUCGUAAAUGUAAAGGAGAAUCGCAAAAAACACAUAUUUCAUCGAAAUCAAAGUACGACUGGAGGGUGCCUCGCCUGUGUCACACAUAUAGCAAUUUAUCUCCCGCUGCCUCUCCUCGUCACGACGACCGAAGGAUUCGCACAGCUUCGCCGAAAAAACCACGACAACGGAAUCAAGUGUAUCACGAAAAAAAGGCUCAAAGGGCGCAAAAGAAAGACAAAUCAACGCAAACGGAGCCUGUCAUUAUUCGCUCUCCUAUAACCAUGAAAAAACUGCAAUCUCCAAAUCUUCAAGAGGCCAACAACAGGACACAGAUACCUAUUAAACUAUUUCCAGACGAUCUAAUAGAUAAAAUAGUUGAAAGUCAUGACAAAAAACUAAAAUUACUCUACUUGAGUCCACAUAGAGAUGAAUAUCCUUCGAUACUAAGUUUGGCCCGCAACAUACAUAAUGCUGAUGGCGUGCGCGAGCCCCACAGUACCAGAAAACAACCUUGGAGAUGA